UGACCCAGCGCGGCUUGAGCUGAAGGCUAACUCACUGCUGCAAUGCACUCUCCUCUCUAAACAUCAGGUCCGUCUUAUCCAUUCAAAACCCCGCCAGUGGGAGCAGAUCUAAACAACCCAUACCUGAACAUUCUCUUGUGUGCCAGGCUGGUCUACAUAUCCAAAUCAAAUGGAUAAUGGGGACUGGGGGCAUAGGAUGACUCACCCAGUCACCUUAAAUGUUGGAGGUCACCUCUACACCACUUCCAUCGCCACACUUCAGCGUUACCCCGACUCCAUGCUGGGGGCUAUGUUCCGUGGCGACUUCCCGACCACGAGGGAUGCUCAAGGAAACUACUUUAUCGACAGAGACGGGACACUGUUCCGCUACAUACUAAAUUUUCUUCGCACAUCAGAGCUCACCCUGCCAAGUGACUUUGUGGAGACAGAUCUUCUACGCAAGGAAGCUGACUUUUAUCAGAUCGAGCCUUUAAUCCAAUGCCUCAAUGAUCCGAAGCCACUGUACCCCCUAGACACCUUCGAACAGAUGGUGGAACUGUCCAGCACCCGCAAACUUUCUAAGUACUCCAACCCAGUAGCCGUCAUCAUCACACAGUUAACCAUAACCACAAAGGUCCACUCCCUGCUGGAGGGAAUUUCCAACAACUUCACUAAGUGGAACAAACAUAUGAUGGACACCAGAGACUGCCAGGUGUCCUUCACCUUUGGACCAUGUGAUUACCACCAAGAGGUGUCCCUCAGGGUCCACCUCAUGGACUACAUCACCAAACAGGGGUUUACAAUUCGAAACACUCGAGUGCACCAUAUGAGCGAGCGUGCCAACGAGAACACAGUGGAGCACCACUGGACUUUCUGCAGGCUGGCCUACAAAGUGGAGGACUGACGGAGCCCAGAGAUGAGACUGAAUUAUGUGGUUUAUUUGAUUGCUGCUGAUGCCAAUGCUAUAACUUAAUUAAGCUGUGUAUAUAUGUCAGUGUUUGUUGUGAGACCAAACUCAUCUAUGAGGGGAAGGGAGCAAAGAUGAUGGAAUUAUAAACAAGUCAAUGUUUGUAUUGUUCAUAAAAAAGAUUUUCAUUCUACUUUGUACCAAUGUGAUAAAGUGACAUUGAAAUACAUUUACAGUUGGAUUAGAUAAACUGCCAGAUAUAGACAAACACUUCAAACACCUCAGAUCAGUCAUGUACGUCUAGUCAAAACGAUACCGGAAAAUAAUUUUGUAUGUUCACUUUAGAUUUAAAAAAUGCUACAUUUUGUACACCAUGUGCAACAUCAAGGUGUUGAAGACAUGCAUGUUUUUACCAUAUAUCUGAAGUAUUAAAAUAUCAACAUGUCAAAUUAAAAA
Molecule: messenger RNA, 1342 nt
Organism: Astyanax mexicanus (Mexican tetra)
Lineage: Eukaryota; Metazoa; Chordata; Actinopteri; Characiformes; Acestrorhamphidae
Gene: kctd6b
Product: potassium channel tetramerization domain containing 6b
Exons: 3
Coding region: 170-883 (237 amino acids)
Biological process (GO): protein homooligomerization
Molecular function (GO): protein binding
Source: RefSeq, a predicted model, not a curated record